AUGUUUAUUUGUCUCUUUCUGUUCUCUGUCAUCUAUCAUUCUUUCGGUUCACAAUCUAUCACUGUUUUUUCUUUAUCAUUUAUCGAUCUUUCUUUCUCUCUGUUCACAGUUCUUUUUUCUUUCUCUCUUUUCUGUCUCUCUCUCUCUUUCUUCUUCUCUCUUUUUCUUUCUCUCUCUCUUUCUCUCUUUUUUCUGGAAGAAAAAAAUUUUUUUCUCUUAAAAUCUUUCUCUCUUUCUCUCUUAAAACUCUUUCUUUCUCUUAAAAUCUUUCUCUCUCUCUCAAAUAUAUUUUAUUUCUUUAAUGUUUUUUUUUUACCUUCUUUCUUUUUCUUUAUUUUAUCUGCUGAACAGCUGAAUUUGAACCAGAAGUUGGCGGUUUUAAACAAAACUACAAUUUUAUCUACUAUUUAUUCUAAUGAUCAAUUAUCUUCCUUCCAACUGUCUUUUUUUCAUCCUGUUUUUGUCUUUUAUUCUUUAUCCUGUUUUUUCUAUCUUUCUUUCAUCCUGUUUUUGUUAUUUUUCUUUCUUUCUGUUCAAAAUCUAAAAAUUUUUCUUUUUUCAUUCUCUGUUUUCCUCUUUGUUUCAUCCUCUGAAUUUCUCUUUCUUAAAUUUCAUUUCUUUUAUCUGUUUGAUAUUUUUUUUAAAUUCUUCAUUCCUUUUUUUUUUCUUAUUCUUUUCUUUUUUCUUCUUUUUUUGAAUUUGUUUCCUUACGUUUUAUUUCUUUUGUUUCCUUCUAAUUCCUUCAUUUUUCUUACCGGUUCAAUCUUCUUCCCUUUGUUUCCUUCUUUUUCUUGUUUCCUUCUUUUUUCCCUUCUUCCAUGUUUGUUUUUUCAUCCUCUUUUUUUAAUUUCUUCCACCUUUUUUCUUUCUUUCCUUUGUUGGAGACUUCCCUCUUUUUUCUUUGUUGUUUUUCUUCCCCUCUUUGUUUCCUUCAAAAAGGAUAAAAAAAAUUUCUUUUUUUUUUUCUUCUUCCCUCUUAGUUUUUAA
Molecule: messenger RNA, 987 nt
Organism: Acanthosepion pharaonis
Lineage: Eukaryota; Metazoa; Mollusca; Cephalopoda; Sepiida; Sepiidae
Source: the annotation of a GenBank genome assembly